GUUUUCAGUUUGAAUACACAGUGAUUAAAAUCUAGACGAUGGAUGUUAGUCUCAUCUCGGCGCUUGGCUGUAACUGACGAGUAAUAAUGGGCUGCGUGUAUUUAAUACUGCUUGUUAGUUUGGUGAGAGCUACUGUUGCGGAUCUCUAUCCAGUACUGUCGGGUUUGGAUGAAGAUCUACCGGAGAAUUCUUUUAUGCCGAAUGAGCGAGCUACAAUCGAUGACUGUCACUUACGUCACUACAGGCAUGGAAACACUGGUAUAGUAGGACCGGCGUUUGCUAAGCCGGCCUUUUUAACGGAGUUUGCACACAUUGGAGCCAUCGGUUGGACUCAACCGGACGGCAAGAUUAUAUGGGGUUGUGGUGGCUCAUUGAUAUGGAACAACUUCAUUAUCACCGCCGCUCAUUGCACAGCGAAUGAUGAUAAUGUUUCCCCAGAUGUAGUUCGCUUCGGAGAUCUGAACAUAUACAGCGAUGAAGAUGAUAGGUACGCACAACAGUUAACGAUCGUGAGCAUCAUUCGUCAUCCCAAGUACAGUUUUAGUGCCAGAUAUUAUGACAUAGCGCUGAUGAAGUUAGAGCACAAUGUCUCUGUGCACGAGACAGUUGCACCCGCUUGUCUAUGGCUAGACAAAGAAGUCCGGUUUAAGGAACUAGAAUCAGCCGGAUGGGGACAGACAGGAUUUGGUGAAUCUCCAACACCCAUUCUUUUAAAAAUUACUUUGAAACCGAUGAGCAAUGAGAAUUGCACCGAACAUUACACAUCCACUACCGUUCGAGGUUUGCAAAGAGGGCUUGAUCAGCAUCAUAUUUGUGCUGGAGAUGCUAAGAUGGACACAUGUUUGGGUGAUUCUGGAGGUCCUCUUCAUAUACGGCUACAGCAUAAUUACAAAGUAACGCCUUUCCUGGUAGGCCUAACCUCAUUUGGGCGACCUUGUGGACAAUCUCACCCAGGAGUGUACACCCGGAUAGCACCGUUUCGGUCAUGGAUUGUGGAAACACUGCAGAAAAACGGACUGACAGGACUGAGGAACAGUGACUUUGAUCCUGCCGACUGUGCUUUACGUCACGUUGCAAUACGACAGUUGGCUAUUUCGAACGUCGUAACUAACCAGUCCGGUGUGUUCGAAUCAUUCGAUAUACAGCGAGAGUAUAUUUCGCGCGAUUAUGUAGGGGAAAAAGUGCAGCUUAAAUGGCCUGAUACAGUUACACCCCAGAAAAACAAUUGUAUGGGCUCCAUUAUUGAUCACAACAUAGUGGUUACGUUGGGUGAUUGUACCUCGCAUACAGGAUUGCAACCAUCGCAUGUAUUACAUGCUGAAAGAACCGACAUUUGGGUACGGGACACUCCAGUUCUAGAUGAAAAGUUGUACAAUGUGAUCGAGAUACACUUGCAUCCAAACUAUAUUAACGGUUCCUACUACAACAAUAUAGCGAUCUUAAAGAUCGAUCGAUCAUUUAACAGUCUACCGGCUUGCAUUUGGAAUGCUCCAAAUCUACCAGAUCCGUUGAUCGAAGUAGCUACUGUUGGGAGAGUUGACUUGAUUAUAUAUCAGUACAAAGGAAACACCAUAUAUGAUCCCAGCUAUGCGUCGCUAACUCCCCGAGUUUACGCAUACGACAAUACAAACUGUUUACUUGCAGAUCAAUAUAAAAAAAAUCUGGUCGAAGGACUUGCACAUCAGCACCUGUGCUUUGGUAAUGACCCAUUUCUGGUGCCUGAAGUGUGUAACCUUACCAGUGGUGGACCGCUUCAACGUUCAGUUUUUCGCCUUCAACGCCAUUACAAGCAUGUGUACGGAAUUAGCCUUUUUGGAAGAGAUUGUGGUUACGGCGAACCUGCAGUAGCUAUUCGACUGCAUGCUCAUAUGAACUGGCUAGAGUCGGUGCUUUUACCCGCCAAAUUGCCAAGCCAAAAUUCUCACUCUCUAGAUGCUGUUCAAUUCAUCAACUCCGAUCUGGAAUUGUUUGAUCGCUGUGAUUUUUACGAUGAGUCGGUUGGACUUUGUGUUCCCACUGAACGUUGUAGACGAGUUCGGCAACGCUUAGAACAAAAUGAAGCCAUGAUAUUCUGUGGGAAUGGGACGAUCAUAUGCUGCCUACCUAAGGACGUCUUGGAUGAUGAACAGCUGCUUAACGAUGAAGAUCAACAGUUAGAAGAUUGUGAAAAUCGUUUCGAGUCAUUCCGUCGGCGAAAUUUUCUUAGUAGUGCGGAGCAGCCUCAACCGAAGCCACAUAUAGCGGAGGUAGUUUGGAUGAAUGAAAAGACUGGUGCUCAAUAUACACUAUGUUUGGGUUACCUCAUAACCACUGGAACUGUAAUUACGAGCGCUGCGUGCACCGAGAUUGUAAACCGCAAACCCAAUAUGUUGUUAUUUGGUACCAUCCGGAGUCAAUAUGAAGAUUUUCCUAUUCGAGCACCAAUUGCAACUAUUAUUCGCCAUCCACAGUAUGAGUCUGCUACAGGAGCAAAUAAUCUUGCUCUAAUAAAACUAAGCGAUCCCAUAAAACCCACCGCAGCGAUCUUCCCCGGUUGUUUGUGGAGAAACAAAACACACACACCGUUGGUGGCAACACUACAGACCUUUGUUCAAUCACAACUACGGCAAUCAUCUGUGCAUCCCGUCUACGAUUCUGAUUGCAAGCGGUACGUAAAAACGUCAUUGCACGGUGGGGAAUUUUGUAUGCAUUCUACGACCUCGCAAUCAACAAACACAGCGGGUCUUAUCGUUUGGCGUGGAAAAGGAACCAAAAACGCUCCGGUUGAGUAUUUGAUCGGGGUAUACAGCCGUGGUGGCAACUAUGAAGCUGACGAGCCGCUGAUUAAUAGCCGUAUUUCGGAAUAUGUUCCAUGGAUAAUAGAUAACCUUUACACUGAAUCAUGUACGAUCAACAACAGAUCAGUGAUAAUGGCGUGUGAUUGGGCUCUGCUGGUAGUGCUAAUUGUUGCAGUUUUACCGUAUUGUACUUGCAAAUUGUACCCGAUCAGACCUCGAUUACCUGAAGAUGAGAUGGAUAUGAUGUUAGCGAAUGAUAGAAUAUCUCUAAACGAUUGUCACACAAGAAACUGGAAAGACGGGUUCGAGGGGUUAGUGGCACCGGCAUACGGAAAUCCUGCACUGUUACGCGAGUUCGCUCAUAUCGCCGCGAUCGGCUGGACGGGAGCUGACGGUAAAGUGAACUGGGGCUGCGGUGGAUCACUGAUAUGGGAGAACUUCAUUCUUACUGCAGCACACUGUGCGGCAAACGAUGAAGAUGUACCACCAGAUGUAGCACGAAUGGGAGACCUCAACAUCUACAGCGAUGAUGACGAUGAGUUUCCACAGCAGUUGCGCAUUGUGAAAGUCAUACGCCACCAACAGCAUCGGUUUAGUGCGAAGUAUUACGAUGUGGCACUAAUGCAGCUGGAAAAAAAUAUCACGGUACACGAAACGGUGGCCCCUGCCUGUCUCUGGUUAGAUGAUGAAGUGCGCUUUCCGAAGCUAUAUGCCGCUGGUUGGGGUAGAACAGGUUUUGGUGAGGAUAAAACAAACAUUUUGCUGAAGGUCGAUCUUACCCCGAUGAACAAUACGCAGUGCUCAAAGUUCUACACCUCCUCCGAGCGUGGCUUAAGAAACGGGCUGCACGCACAUCACCUUUGUGCGGGCGAUGAGAAAAUGGAUACAUGCCCGGGUGACUCCGGUGGACCGCUGCACGUGAAACUAUUGCACAACGCCAAAAUGACGCCCUUCCUGGUGGGUGUUACAUCGUUUGGUAAACCGUGUGGACAAGCAAAUCCGGGCGUAUAUGCUCGGGUAUCCAGCUUUGUCGAGUGGAUCAUUGAGACGCUCCAGAAGGAAGGAGAGCUAGCAACGGUGCACAAAUUUCAACCAUGGACCUGCGCCUUACGCUAUGUACAUGUGCGCGAGUAUGAGGACGAUGUGGUGGUCUCGAGAAGCAAUAACUUUGAAACCUACGAUUCAGACAAAGCUCAUUUAGUAGGAGGCGAUAGUCUACAGCGGGUCGACAUUUUUUGGGAAAAUUCGAUUGUUCCCUCUCGGCGCAACUGCUCCGGUGUCCUCAUAGAGCGAGAUGCCAUUGCAACAUUAGCAGAUUGUGCAUCACAUAUGGGUUCAACACCGUCCAGAGUGCGGCUAAGCAAUGGCAAUUUCAUCAACGUAUCGGAAACCAUCGUUCAUCCAAAGUACUACCCUGCGACAGGACCUUACUACAACAAUAUUGCUAUUUUGAAGCUACCGUUUCCAGUAUCAAUUAUUCCCGCAUGUGUAUGGUACAAUGACAUCAUUCCCGAUCCGCAGUUUGAGGUCAUCGGUAAAGGUCGUGCUGAUUUGGUAGGCUAUAAUCGAGACGAACGAGUUACGACCCUAAAUCCUACCAUCAUUGGAAUUUCACCACGGGCAACACUGCACUCCAACAACGAAUGCCGGCUGGCCGAACAGUACCGAACGUUACUCAAAAACGGGCUACAACAUGAACACAUUUGCUUCCAAAAUAAGCCAUUUUUAGUACCAGCCACAUGUGACCAGCACCUUGGUGGUCCUAUCGAGAGAGAAAUGUGGCGCUAUUCGAAGUACUUCAAUUACGCUUACGGAAUGAAUCUGUUCGGUCGUGAUUGUGGCUUCGGAGAGCCAGCAGUAGCUGUACGGUUUAAUGCACACAGGCCGUGGAUUGAGUCUGUAUUGCUACCGGAAAUUGCUAACAACAGAAAAUCCUCCACUGCAGGAUCGAAGGACGAGGUGAUCUUCAUCGAUCCCGACCUUCGUUUGAACGAUCGUUGUAGCUACAGUGGAGGCGUGCAGGGUGUUUGUGUAGCCCAUGAUAGAUGUCCCAGUAUACGGCAGCGAAUGUCAAACGGCGAUUCUAUAAUUAUAUGCUCCGGUGGGUCCGUGGUAUGUUGCCCUCGUACAGAUGUAACAAGUAAUCCGAGUGAGAUUGAGAGAGAAUUUAACGAGUGCGGUCAGCGGUACGCACAGCUACGCAAGCAGCGCCAGCAACAAUGGGAGGGUUUUCAACCAUUGAGAUUAAGGUUGCCUCAUUUUGCUGAGGUAGGAUGGGAAGAGGGAUCGGAAAUACGGUUCCAGUGCAUUGCAUAUCUCAUCAGUACUCGUGCUGUCGUAACGUCUGCGUCCUGUUUGGUUUCGAAAGAAUUCGAACCGACCGUUGUGCGCCUGGGAAAUAUCCGAUCUGGACCGCAGACCACGAAUAUAGCGAUCAUACCUAUCAGCACAGUGGAAAUUCAUCCGGAGUUCAAUCAAAGUACGUUUGAGAAUAAUAUUGCCCUAUUAAAGCUUACUUUGCCAGUGCAGCCUACAGUGUACAUGUUCCCGGGAUGUUUAUGGCAAAAUAAAACUCAUUCUCCGGUCGAGUCGGCAAUAUUUCGAGGUGGAAAUGGUUUCGACCCCAUACAUCCAAUGUACGUGAGGGAUUGUAAUGUACGCUUUGCCAGAACAUUCUCGGAUCCGCGGAUUACGUGUAUGGUUCCGGGCGUUUACGGAACAGGGGAACACUGUUACCCAACGGGAAGUCCAAUUAUUUUCAGACAAAAUGAGGACACCAAUCUCUUUACUGAGUAUCUGGUGAACAUCUAUAGCCAUGGACGUUGCAAUUCAACCUCUCUGCGCAUUGUACACCGCAUUGCGAUGUACAUUGAUUGGUUUAAGGAAGUUCUGAAGUAAGGGUCAAAUCAUGCAUAAUUUAAUAAACUGCACUCAUAGAUGAAAUCUAAUAAGUGCAGAUUAUUAUGAAAUCUAAUUUGUAGAUUAAUUAUGAAAACUGAAUAAGAGAUUUAAUACAAAGCUUUUUACUUAAAACAAUGUUCCGAGCACCGAGACAGUUUCUUUCAUUAUAAAUAAUCAAAUCUACAAAAGGUGAUUCAUGAUUUCAUUAUUUUCAAUUGCAUAGGAUGAUUCCAACAACCUUUCAACAUUAUUAAUCAGCGUAAGUAGAAAGAUGUAAAAAGAGUAAUAAAAGACAGGAAAUAUUGCAUAAAACUGUA
This is a messenger RNA of Anopheles arabiensis, 5995 nucleotides long. RefSeq lists its product as uncharacterized. Gene Ontology annotation, molecular function: serine-type endopeptidase activity. The coding region runs from base 87 to 5675 and encodes 1862 amino acids. Gene Ontology annotation, biological process: proteolysis. NCBI's taxonomy places the organism in Eukaryota, Metazoa, Arthropoda, Insecta, Diptera, Culicidae. The transcript is spliced from 22 exons. The record is from RefSeq and is a predicted model, not a curated record.